UUCGUUCACAGGAACCAUGAAAAACUUCCACACAGUUCUUAUCUUCUUCAUUUGGUUUGUUUCGUCAAGUCUGUUUCAAGUUUCAGUUGCAUCUAUUGUUUCAACAGGAGACUUCAAUAAGGACUUCUUUGUGAUAUGGUCUCCUACCCAUGUGAACACAUCUGCUGAUGGACACACAAGAGGCUUGAAACUGGACCAAGAAUCUGGAGCUGGUUUUGCUUCAAAUCAAAUGUUUUUAUUUGGGAAAAUUGACAUGCAAAUCAAACUAGUGCCAGGUGAUUCUGCAGGCACUGUCCUGGCCUAUUAUCUUGCCUCCGAUCAACCUAAUAGAGAUGAGAUAGACUUUGAGUUUCUUGGCAACGUCUCUGGGCAGCCAUAUAUUCUACAAACAAAUAUUUUUGUAGAUGGAACUGACAAUCGAGAGGAGAGAAUUUAUCUGUGGUUUGAUCCAACAAAGGACUUCCAUACUUAUUCUGUGUUGUGGAAUCUGCACCAGAUUGUAUUAACGGUGGAUAUGAUUCCCAUAAGAGUGUAUAGAAACCAUGGAGACAAGGGUGUAGCAUUUCCUAGAUGGCAGCCAAUGAGUCUGAAAGCGACCCUGUGGAAUGGUGAUAGCUGGGCAACACGAGGUGGCCAAGAUAAGAUUGAUUGGACAAAGGGUCCCUUCAUAGCUUCAUUCAAAAAUUACAACAUUGAUGCUUGUGUGUGGAAUGGGAACCCAAGGUUUUGCAGAGCAGCUAGCCCUACCAAUUGGUGGAACCAAUACAAAUUUAGCACACUGACUUCCACACAAAGAAGGUGGUUCAAAUGGGUCAGGAAAUACCACAUGAUUUAUGAUUACUGUCUAGACAAUGAGAGGUUCCAAAACAAUCUUCCAAGGGAAUGUUCUCUUCCCAAGUAUUGAUCACAAAGGAAGAUGAUUGUUUCUGUUUUUUUUUUCUUUUUCUUUUUCUCUUGGUUUUAAUUUCUGACUUCUUGUUACAAUUGUUCUUAUGUCUGAUGGCAAAAAGUUAAAAGCUAGCUUUCA
Molecule: messenger RNA, 1027 nt
Organism: Cajanus cajan (pigeon pea)
Lineage: Eukaryota; Viridiplantae; Streptophyta; Magnoliopsida; Fabales; Fabaceae
Gene: XTH10
Product: xyloglucan endotransglucosylase/hydrolase 10
Biological process (GO): cell wall biogenesis; xyloglucan metabolic process
Cellular component (GO): apoplast; cell wall
Molecular function (GO): hydrolase activity, hydrolyzing O-glycosyl compounds; xyloglucan:xyloglucosyl transferase activity
Source: RefSeq, a predicted model, not a curated record